Molecule: messenger RNA, 12269 nt
Organism: Dinoponera quadriceps
Lineage: Eukaryota; Metazoa; Arthropoda; Insecta; Hymenoptera; Formicidae
Exons: 14
Coding region: 1254-8510 (2418 amino acids)
Biological process (GO): negative regulation of transcription by RNA polymerase II
Cellular component (GO): nucleus
Molecular function (GO): protein binding; transcription corepressor activity
Source: RefSeq, a predicted model, not a curated record
GAAGGAGAGACGUCGAGGGAUGGGGGAGAGCGCGCUAUCGGCGAGCACCUCGGCUCGACCGAGUCGGCCGCCGUCGGCCACGAUCAGCGGAACGCAGUUCGUAUCGGACCUCCGUCGUAGUCGGAUCGUAACGUUCUGUCGCGCUGUGCUCCGUUUUCUUUCUCUCUCUCUUUCUCUCUCCUCUCUCUCUCUCUUACCUUUCUUUCUCCUCCCUCCCUCCCUCCGUCUACCCGCCUGCUCCCCAUCAACGACCACCGAGUUCCACCCAGCGGGAAGCAACGGAGCUUUUCCUCGAACAAGGCGCGGUGUGCGCUCGUGUGUGAAGUGUACCUCGCCGAUUGAAAGGUGCGACGGAAGGAGCCGUGUGUUGUACCGCGAGUCGGCAGCACGCGUGGAGCAGUACCGACGUGUGAUCGGCCGGCCGUUAUUCUCGUCGUUUCCCGUACCUAUCGUGCGCGCCUUGGAUACGCAUGCACGCAUGGACAAGCAACAACGACGACGACGCGGCACUGCCCAAUGAUGGCCGUGCCGGGCUUCACCGUUGACGUAGUGAUGUAUUAUUAGUGGUGCGCGUCGCGGGAAAGUGUGGUGCCGCCUCGCUUCUGUCCGGUAAUCUGUGUCUCCUCCGCGAACCGUGCGGCCGAUAAUAACGCGGAGAGUGUAGCCAGUGAUCGCAGGGUUCGACGGGAAGGCACGAUACGUUACACCACGUAUUUCGGCCCCUCCGUGUGUUGCGUGAGUGAGAGUUUCAUAUCAGUGCAACGACCGUUUUUCGCUCGCUCUGUGGAUUAUCAUAUUGGAUAUUACUGGUACGCGCUCCGACGACUGGUCGCAGCCCGACGAGCGUCGCACGCCCGAUCGACGUUCAGAUUCUGCCUGGCAAAGUCACCCCCGGUGGUGUCCCGUGAGAGAAAGGAAGUGCGGAGAAACGACGGGGGGAGACCCAAUUACCGGGUUCGAUUUCUCUCACGUCGUCCGUCCGAGAACGGAGUUCACUCGAUUUCGGAGAUAAGGUUCGACGAAUGGGAAUUUAUACGUCCUUGAUCCAUCCCUGAAGUGGGUCUCUAACACGUUAUAGUGCAGUCUGCGUAACGACCGUUCAACGUAUGGCACUGCAAUGAACAAGAUGCAGAGACAAAGCCGGCGCGGUUCGGAGGUGGAGGUUGCGCUUAUGCGCCCCGUAAGCACAGCUGGCUAAUAGCCACGGAGCCCGACACAUCCCGCAGCCACACCAGAAUAGCAGUCGGCGUGACAUGGAUGUGAGCUUCACGAACGUGUUAGAGGGGGCUCGCCAGUACUUCCAGGGAUUGCCCGUGCCGAGUACAGGCGGUGGAGCCGCGUCGGUGGAUCACAGCCUCGCGACUUCCGCCUCGUCCACGUCGGCGACGACGCACGAUCAUGGCGCCUCGUCGCAGCCGAUGGCGGCGGCUUCCGCCAGCGGUGGCAGCGGCAACGGUAUCCAAGAGUCGAGCCGUUACCCCACCGACGUCAGACCGUCGUCGGUGGAGGGCGGCGCUACGAGUUCCAGUGCUUUCUGGAAUCCGCACGUAGAACCUUACCCGCCGCAGCCGACGAAGGUCGAGGUACCGGACACGAGGCCGGGUGACGAAGGCGCCGCCAUGGAGCCCAGUUCCUCCUCCAGCGUCACUCUAACCGAGAUGCAACCUUCUAAUCACCAGUCCUCGUCAUCUUCCUCCUCCGCAACCGCGUCAUCGAACUUCUCGCAGAGGCCGCCGACGUCGUCCGCUUCCUCCUCCGGCGAGCACCACCAUCCUCCGAGCUCGACGCAACACAUGCAGCCGCCACAUUCCCCCGGGCCUGUGUACCAGCAGCUCAACAACGUCAGCAGGACGUCCUUCACCGCGGCGGAGAUGCUCGCGUCGUCGCACACCCCGACCUACCAGACCGCCAACGAUCGACAGUCCCAGCCGAUCGUCGCGCAGAGGACCCAGUACUACCCGCGUUACCAUCAUCCGGACAUCACGAAGAGCGCGCCGGCACCGUUCUCGCAGAGUUCCAUCUACCAGUCGGCCAACGUGGCGCUGGCGUCCACGAGCGCGAUCCAGCAACCGAGCACGAGGCCGACGCCGGUGGAGCAGAGCAACGCUCAGUCGCAUUGCGCGCCGGAACGACUGCCCGGCACUUACGGCAACGUGCCGCCGUCUCAGAGUCCUCUCGGCGGCUCCGCGGUCUACGAUUCCUCCUCCUCCUCCUCGUCCUCCUCCUCCUCUCAGAGUUACCGCAUGGGUCAGCAUCAUCAGUCGAUUCGCUUGGCUGCUUCCGCGAGCGUCAGCGACCGAUCGCAGCACUCUUCCGUCGCCGCUUCCUCCUCCUCCUCCUCCUCUUACAUCUCGUCGCCGAUAUGUACGACGAAUCCGUCGGUCAGCACGCGUCAGCUCGGUGGCAGCUCCUCCGGUCACAUUCCUUCGUCGCAGAAUCUUCCGGGGCACAUUCCUUCGUCGCACCAUCAUCCUCAGCAGCAUCAACCGUCGCACAUGCAUCAUCCUAGUCGUAUAAACCCGUCGUACGGAGGUCGCUCGUUACCGCACGGCGGCGCCUCGUCGGUCCCGGCGGCCGGUCACUCGCAGAUGCCACCGCCUUCGACGAACCUGAGCGGUUACCACGCGGCACCGUCGCCGCCGCACCGGCAGUCGCACACCGGCUUCCAGCCGCAUUCGCCGACCUAUCCGCCGCCGCCGAACCGCUCGACGUCGUCGUCGACGUACAACCUGCCGGCCAGCUCGCAGCAUUACCAGCCGCCGACGGCUUACGGGAGCAACAACCCUUACGCGCCGCCGCCUUCCCCGUCUUCGUACCAUUCCUUCCAGAAGACCCCGGCGCAGCCGACGAGCUACUACUCGCAGCCCAGCCGAUCGUACGGCAUGCAGCAAAUGUUGCCGCAGACCGCGUACCCCGCCGGCAGCAACUAUCAGCAGGGCAAGCACGCCGCGACGUACAACGGCGCGGACGCGAAGAGGAGCGCGAUGGACGCGCCGUACGGGACGACCCACCGCUCGGCCGUGCAGAGGAGCGGCAAUACGCACAACCUGCCGCCCAUCGCCGCACUCUCCUCCUACCAUUCCAACAGGAGCCGCGAGCCGGUGGGCGCCAAGUCGGCGCAACGGCAACGGGCGAAGAUGGUCUCCUCGAUCGCGAUGCAUCCGCAGAGGGUCGCGCCGACGGUGAUGAUCCCGGUGAACGGCAGGACGACCACCGUGACGAACCUGUCGUACGGCAGCCGGUACGCCGGCCAACAGAGCUACCCGUCUUACGCCACGACGAUGGCGCCCAGUCAUCACGGCAGCAACUCGACCAGCAGCACCACCGUCACCUCCAUCGGCGGCGGUACCGCGAGAUCUUCCGUUCCAGCCGGCGGGAUUCACGCGUAUCAGUCUUCCGACGAGACCGACCGGUCGGCCGGAGCAUCCUCCUACCAUCACCAUCAGCCGUCGGCGCGAACGACCGAGGGUGGUUACGCCUACAAGGAGUAUCCUCCUUACCAGAGCACCACGUCGUCGUCCAGCGGGCAGCAACCCGGUCCAACCAUGGCCAGUUCCCCCUCGUCGUCCGGCAGCGCGGUGCGGAAGCGAGAGUCCCCUCUGGACCUGUCCGUGAAGACGGUCAAGACGUCCGCUGAUUCGACGGCGCAGGACGAUCUCGAAGCCACCAGCACGGACAAGCACGUGAGCAGCUCGAACGUGAGCAGGUCGAUGCCGCCUCCGCAGCCGUUGUACCCGUCGUCCUACGACUCGCGGCCGUCGAGCAACGGCAGCUCCGUCAGGAAUUCGAUCACCUGCGUUCGCACGUCCACACCUCAGGCGGUCUGCGCGCCGAAGGUUGAUUUCUUGCCUGAUUUCAACUCGGCGCCGUUGCGCCACCAGGCUCAACCGCCGCACGAGCACGCCGUGCUUCGGAGGAGCGCCGCGCAACAACAACUGUACGUUCCACCACCCUCCCAACCGUCGCACCACGCCAACAACACCGCCCCACUGCCUCACAUGUCCACGUUCAAGAAGCGUCCACUGCCCACGACGCAGAUGUACGACAGCCUGUCGAUAGCGCCACCGCCACCGUCCUCCUCCUCCUCCUCCUCGACAUCGUCGACGUCAUCUUCGUCGUAUCUCCAACCGAACGACUCCAUGCCUUCGAGGUUCUCCAAGUACCCGCCGAUGGUGGACCCGUCGCGCGUCGGCUCGGCCGCGUUGCCCGCGCAGGACUACCCGCACGACCCGGCCAAGUAUUACUUGGAUAACAAGAGCAAGUUGGGUCAGCAGUACCUUCAGCGUGAGCGGGGGCCCUUCAAGAGACUCGGCGAGCCUUUGUACCCCGGGCCCAGCAAGCAACCUAGGCUCGCUUGGCCGGUGACCGCUGACAAGCCGAUCGAGCAGAAGCUGUCGACCACGAGUGCGUUGAACGAGCAACAGAAACGGCAGGAGGUGAGUCUGCCGGCCCCGAACGGGGCGCUGAUGACACCCGCCGCUUACGAGCAGAGACCCGACAGCGGCUACUCCACGCCGGAAUCGUCCAGGUACCAGCAAGCAUACUGUGAUAAGAGGAACUAUCCGGAUUCCAAGAUCGUGCGAAGCUCGCCGACGUACAGUCACCCGGUGAUCUCGAAACCCUCCUCCGCGCCGCAGCAUCUCACCACCGCUCAGCCGACGUACUCGAGCUACCGGCAGGCUCAGAAGACGACGUGUCCGCCGGUGGGAACGUCCGGCGGCCAACCGAUGGAUCAACCUAGCAAUACCGGCGCCGACAAAAGGGUGCUGAACUUGCUCAGGAACAGUUUGGAGAACAAGCAGCAGAGGGAAGAGCAGUUGAACAGCCAGCAGCCUAUUUUGGUCAACCAUAGUCAGCAGAGCUUCCAGAAUAAGGUCGUCGCGCCAGUCGAGCCCAAAACCAACAUCGGCAGACACAACCUGUCGCCGUUCACGGCUGCGAAUCUGCUGGAGCGUAACAGCAACACACCGCCGCAUUACAAGUUCCACAUGCCGCGGGCGGUAGACUCGAUCACUCAGGAGGCGGCGCCCCGCAGCCUGUACGGCUCGAAACUGAACGCGUCCGCCACGUUACCCGGCAAGGAGGCCCUCUUGGGACCUCGCGGUGCCGAGAAUCAGAUCCACCGCGACAAGGACGACGGCCUCGCUGCCAUGUUAGCCGCGAAGAUCAGGACGAAGGCGGAAUUGAAACAAGUCGGGACGGGCCAUUUCGCGACAAAAGCACCGCUCUUACCGCCCCAGGACGCGUCGCCGACGCCGAAAGCGACUGAUAGCGCGGCCUCGACGUCGACGCCACAAUCCGGCUCGUCCGCGGGCAGCCCGCCGAAAUUAACGCGCGAGAAGACAACUUGCCUACCACCCAGAAGACGUCUGUUCUCGAGAACCGAAGAUGACAACAUGCCGGUUGCGGCGACGGUACCCGCGGCGGCGCCGGCAGCGGCGAAUACGGGCACAGUUGCGUCCGCAGUGCCGGCCAGGGCGAGCGGAUGCAGAAGCUCGUCCGAGACGUCGGUCUUUGAUUUCCGCGAAAGUGACUCAGAGGGCGAGAUGCCGGUCCUCGAGCGGCAGACCUUGGAAGAGAUGAGGAGGGACAGGAAACAGCUGUCGAAGGUGCAGCCUCCCAUUCCCCUCAACGACGCCGUCUGUAUGAACACUUCGACCGACCUCGUCAAGAUCGAGCUGAAGGAGAACGACAAGAUCAACGAGGUCGAUCCGUUCUGGACCACUACCUGUGAUAAAUUUAUGGAGCAAUUACGUAAGAGAGACGUGAAGAAACGGACACGCACGCAAAACCUCAGCGGUAACGCGUCGUCGAAGCCCGAAGACACGGCCGUUGACAGCGACCGGGAUUCCGACACCAACGCGUCGUCGCUGGCUCAGAUCAGGCCCGAGAACAUAAAGAAGGAGGAACCGUUUGGCGAGCUGAGCGCCGAAGACAAGUCGUCGGAAGCAAAGAUCGAGGAAGCCGGGGACUCGGUUUUCAAGAUCAAGACGGAGCCCGAGCUAAGUAAGGACGACGAUUCGGACGAAGUGCCGUUGAUUAAGAGAGCGACGAGGCACAAGUCGAUCAAGAAGGAGGACAGCGACGGCGACGAGGAGGUGAUAUGCAGAAAGAGGAGGGUCCGUCGUGGCAGCAGGAUCAAGCUCGUCUCGUCGAGCGGCAGCGAAUCCUCGAGCGAGGACAGCGACGGCAGCACCGAAUUCGGCCGCGGUUCUUCGGUGGCCGACAGACUGCGCGCCAGGAAGCGGUCGAUGAACAACACCUUCGAGAACGAGGGUAUGAAGCUUCGCUCGAGGGAUGCGACCCCUCACAAGGCGGGCAACACGGAGAAGGAGCCGACGAAACUGUCGCCACCCAAAGGCGGGCCCUCCUCGAAGCGCAAACCGAAGCCGCUGUUCGGUGACGGCAGCGACUUUCGACCUGGGUGGGAGGAGGAGGUCUACGUGUACAAGAAAUCCCUGAGGAUGCCCACUAGAUUGAUAACCGUGUCGAAACCGUCGCGCUUCCACCGACUGUCCACGUCGCUGCCGGACUUGGACCCCGGCUCGCCGGCGUUAUCCGUCUCGAUGGACAGUUCCGACGUCUGCCUCAGUCGCAAGAAGCUCAUAGACAGCGACAUGGAGUCCAAUUACAGCUUCGGUAUCGCCGGUAAGAUCGACGACGAGGAGGCGACUUCGUCGACGACCGUUUCUUGUCCGCCGAAAGCCAUGAAGCAUUCCCGCUCGGAAAACAGCUCCAUUGUCGAUGUUCUCGCGCAGAAGGUCGGCAGCGACAAGAUCGACUCGAAGAGGAAACUCAGCCCGAAAGGUAGCAAGGUCCUCAAUAAAAGCAGCAACGAACCGGAGCUCUUACCGACGCCCAGUCUCGGCCCGACGCUGUCGUCCGUGACGUCCAAGAGGAACAAGAGUCCGCUGAAGAAUCACAAGUCCAUGCUGAGAGUGACGGACUCCAACCUGCUCGGCUACUUCCGCAAAGAGACGGUCAACAACUUCCGCGAAGCGUUCAAGAACAACCACACGCUGCCCAACGAGUUCUCCACUCUGGUGCUGAAGAGCAGAACGAGGACGGAGACGAAGGUGAUGAAGAAGGAGGCGACCAUCCGCGAGGUCUUCGGCGAAGAUAGGCCGGCCUCGGCGCCACCGAUGCAGAAUCGCGACGACACGUCCCAAGACGACGACGACGACUCGCAAAAUGAGACGCUGGGGAGCACGUUGGGGAAGGCGCGCACUCUGAAGCAGAGGCUGGUGUCCCGCUUGAAGAACACCAGCAUACAGCGGAGUCGCAAGGCGAUCGUCAAUAAGGCGAUGGCCGAGCGGCGGAAAGACUUGCUCAAGUCGAUCGCGGACAAGACGCUGCGUCGCAUCAAGCUGGAGGAGGAGGAGACCGUGCAAGAUGAGACGAACGACGCCAGGGAGGAGGAAAACAACGAGAUGGAGGACGACAAGAACGACCCGGAGGCUCCCGGUAAAAAGAGACUGAAGCUUCGCACCAGCCGACGUAAAUUCCGCUCUGGAUUCGAUUAUAUUCGUAAGAAGAAGAAGCCGAUGAAGAGGGAUGAGACGUUGCCGAAGGAAAAGAAGAGACAAGUACUACCGAGGCCCAAUCCGGAAUGCGUGGGCGAUAUUCAGUCGGAGAUCAGGACGUGGGUUAUCAAGAAAGGAGUCGGCGAGACGAUCCUGCACCGCGCCGCCAGGCUCGGUUACACGGACGUGGCCGCUUAUUGCCUGGAGAAGCUCAACAACAUAGCGAGUCCUAAGGACAACGCGGGAUACACUCCGCUUCACGAGGCCUGCUCCAAAGGUCACCUGGAGAUUGCGAAGCUCUUGCUGGCCUACGGCGCGAACGUCAGCGAGAGCGCUAAUGGCGGUAUCAGGCCACUGCACGAAGCGGCGGAGAACGGCGCCACCGAGCUCGUACGGUUGCUGUUGUCUUACGGCGCCGAUCCAUUGUUAGCUACUUACUCCGGACAAACGCCGCUGACGCUAGCCGUUGACACCGAGGCUCACUCCAUUCUUGAACAGCAUCUGGAUGACGUUCAAGGUCGUGCCACCGUCCCGUGGUCGUUCCCCGUUACGAGUUCUGCUGUUGAUUCCGAGGAGACGGGCUGCAAUUCGCUGGACGAAGCCCCGUUGGGUAGUCCCGAGCCGAGCCUGGACGACGUCGAGAUGGAAGUGAGCGACAUCAAUCUGCCCGCCCUGUUCAUCCUGAAAAACGACUCUGACAAGUGGGUGCUUCUGCACGACCUCAUGGCGAUCUUGAAGGUGAAGAGUCGCGACGCCCUCCUACGUCAGAUCAAUCCGAAGGCGCACUCGGGGCCGCCCACAGUGGCCCAUCGCGAGGUGAUGCGCGAGCUGAAGCUGCCAGACUUUCUGGAGCAGACGCGCUGCUGCCACUUGCUGAGCGGCGGCGAGAAGAUCAAUGUGCGCGGCUCCAAGGUCACGCUCAUCAAGUACAACGACAAGGUCAAGUCCCUGCUGAACGUGGAGAAGGUGUUGAUUAGUCUCAGGUGACAGGAGGCGUCUCUGGGGCGUUCGUCUCCCCAGGCGAGACCGUCGACCUCGAUUCUUCCGGCCAAGGAACACCAUAAUAAGAAAACCGACGGCAAGGCCGUCGUCGUGAAACGUGAACGCCAGCCAGUUUUCCGCCAGCGGAAACGGUAGGGGACAGGUGACGGAAACUCCGGGCUGAGCGUGGCCGAUGCCGAUCUCCGACUGUGAGAGAUUGCGAUCCUCGCCGAGAUGCACUUCGGUGCCGCAAACAACUGGAACUGACUUGCAACGUGAGAAUCGCUUCGAACGCUGUGAUGGACUCACUGCUUGUUUCAACGAAGAUAGACGCUGGAGACCGAGAUGAAGAAGUAGGAGGCAAGUUCCUGUUUUAUGCGCCGAGAAAAUCCGACCGAGCGACCCAUUGGCAACGAGGGAUCGUCGCCACACUGAAGAUCACACUACUUAUAUGCCUGUCCAAAGACAUUCUCCGGCGUCUCUCGGUUCGAUUUCAAGGUAAAUCGACCGGAUCGUGUGAUCUGUCCUAUAGUGCACGAAUGCGAAGUUUUACCGGCGAUCAGAGAGAUACAAUCGGGUUCCGUUCCUUCACUCGAAUGACCGAGUCCGUCGAUCUCUGUCACGCGCGAGGAGCCGUCUUGACGUGUGCGGUCGAGACUUCGAGGCUCGUACACCGGUGCAAAUGUAGUUUUAGCACGAAACGAUUGUCUACCUGAUGCGCAGCUAAGAGUGAGGACAAUGGAAAUUAGCUACCUGUGACAUUACAUAUAGCAGUAUUUAAUUGGGAUAUAUGCGCGUGUAUAUCCGUAGAACGAUGAUAUUUUAUUAAUUCUCUUAAGGACUGAUCAAUAUCAGAAGUUCGUUAACGUGUAACGCUUUUAGGCGAAGAGAACAAGAGGAGAGGUAUCGUGUUUGAGGCGCAACGACAGACGAAGCGAAAGGUCUCUCGGUCAGAGAGUGAGGGAGAAAGUUUUUCUCCCGAGCGUCGAACCGAGUCUCGGAAAUAGUAAUAGUGUUAGUAAUAAUUAAUAAAUUAUCUUGGGAGGAAUAAAGCGUGGCUGUCGUAUCGGAUAUAUUUUUAUCUCGCACGUGGCUUCGCGAGGUUUCUCCUUUUUUUUUAAACCACUUUCUUUAGGGAAAAUUCGGUCCGAGAAGACUCGUGGAAUUGAAAUGCGCACAGCUGCGCGUUUCAUGACGCUCCGUGUGUGUGUGUGUGUGUGUGUGUGUGCGCGUGAUGUCUGUGCGUAUGUGUGCGCGCGUAUUGUAGCGUUAGUAUCUUCUUCGAACUCUAUUACGGAACGCGUCGUUAUAUUUAGAAUACAAGGAUAAACGUUUAGGGCGUGACAUCGAAAUUGCUGAUCAUGUUACCACGUCUUAGUCUUACAUUUCUGUUUUUUCCUCCUUUUGCCGGUCUUUGUUCGAAGGAAUCAUGUGUUAUCGCGCGAAUUAUAUAUUUAUGAAGUCCUCAUUAAUCGCUUCAUUGAUCAUUGGACGCAUAUAGGUGCUUGCGGAACUGAUUCGGGUUUCAAUUCGUUGAGUCCGGAGUUGCUAUCUCGCCCGUUUAUAGGAGAUACUAAGAGACACGUCUACGUUGUUGGCGAGUUGAAGAUGCAAAUUUGCCGUCUAGUCUAUCUCGACGAAGAAAAUGCACACAAGAAUGUCGGUUGAAACUCUUGGUUCGCGCGAGGAGAAGCUGCUUGUAUCCGUAGUUUCCGGAACAGCGGUCAGUUUUAAUUCGAAUGAAGGAUGGACUCGACGUCGAUAGCUAGCUCAAUUCUUACGAAGUGGGAAGUGCAAUUCGCGAAAUGAGUUUUCUUGUUUCUUUUUUUUUUUUUUUGUUAAUCGUCUAGGUGAAUCGAUCGAUGUUCAUAGGAAUUGUAAAGAGAGAGAGAGAGAAGCAGAGCGAAAGGGUGAUAUAUAUGAAAUUAUAUUAUUACGAAAUGUAAUAAUUCGGCUGAACACCGUCGAAUAACGCUCAUUGUGCAAUAAAAUGUAACUAUAUUUUAUAUUUUAUCUUCGAGUUACUUCUGUUUUGCGAUAAAACGGAGCAAUGUGUUAACGCGUCGUAUUGGCGAUCAGAAACUCGCUGACGAAACAAUCUUUCCGAGAGGUAAAGGAAAAUUUUUUAGUCUGUGGGGAAUGAAUGACGCAAGAGUUAUCAAGUGUAAUCAGCGUAUGAUGAAAUAUAAUACGACUCGCGCGAGAAAGUUCAAAUUAAAGAUAUUUAACAUAAAGUAGGCGCGCGUAUUUUUAUUUUAUAUUUACACACACGUAAAUCAGAGAUCAUCGGAUCAUGAGAAAAGGGGAGAAGGAUGGAGAAAAAGGGAGGAGAGAGGAAGAGAGAGAGAGAGAGAGAGAGAGAGAGAGAGAGAGAGAGAGAGAGCAGCGAGUUUCGGUCACCGAAACGACGUCGUGUGUUCGAUCGAAGCAAUCUAGGAUGAUAAAUUUUAGCGGAAAGUGUGAGGAGCUAUUUUAAACGUUGACAAUGUUCGUCGAUAGUACUUAUCGUCGUCCCGCAACGUCCCUUGUACGUCGACUUUUUCGGCGGUGGAGAAGGGACAUUCAGUGUACGGACACGUGUGCAUAUGGACGUUACGGGACGGGGUGCGAGGGGAGAAAAAUAAAAAAAAAGAAGGAACGAAGCGUGUGAAGGCUCGAUUCGCAAUGCUGGUAAUGCUGUUGAUAACACGUUUAAUUUUGGCGCCGUGCACAGAGGUUUCACUCCUUAUAAGUCUCAGGGAAAAAUCCAUGUGUAUUCUGGAAAUAAGAAAAAAAACUGACGGUGUACGACGGACGACGUAUGCGUAUGCGAGCGACGCGUAUCAGUAUGCGCGAACGUAUGUGUGUGUGUGUACAGUAGCGUUAGGUGUAAAAACAAAACCGUUCGCUACGAUUAGGAUUAAUUAAUAUCUGAUGAUAUCGAGUGAUAUUAAUUAAUGUUAAUUGAUAUCGAUUCUCAUCGUGCGAGUUGAUUCACGCGCACGGGAGGAGCGUUUAAUUUUAUUUAACUGAUGACUCGAGUACACGCGAGAACAGAGACGCGCACGCGCGCAGUUAUUACCGAUUGUAUAUACCGACCUAUUUUCAGCAAAAAGAAUCGUAAACGAAAUAGAAAAUAGAACAGAGCGAAACGCAAGAGGAUUAAUUUUCCCCUUCUCUCCCUCCACCCCCCUUCUUUUUCCGCCCUCUGCGUUCGCUCGUAAUUUCCGUACGAUCUUCUUCUCUUCUCGGAGCCGUCGAAGAGCACGGGAGAAAGAAAGAUAGGAAGGAAACCGAAGUGUACGUAUUGUAUGUAUCUUUUACUUUAACUAGAUGCGACAAGUAAGAUGUAACAAGUAGAACCGCGAUACUUGUUCAUAUUAGCGCGUAUUGUCCGUGUAAUGUAAAUCAUUAAUCGACUUCGAAGUAGUCACACACUGUAUAAUAAUAUUACUAUUAUACUACCGCGAUUAUCGCUACUACUAUUACUGCUGCUACCACUGCUACCAACUACUAUUAUUACCAUUAACUAUUAAUAUCUACGAAACUAUCUGCUUUUUUAUUGUACGAUAUAUACAUAAUAGCUAGAGAUGGAUGUAAAUUUUCUUAGUUAUGUAAUGUUCACACAUCGCCCCCACUGCUCGCCCCCAACCCUUCUUGUAAUUUAUAUAUUCAAGAAACUUCUUUAAAUGUGUUAAUGCUGCUGCUUGCGAAAAAGAAAUUAUAUAUAAAUAUAUAUAUAUAAAUGAACAAAUAUAAAUAUAAGUAUAUAUAUAUAUACACACA